Molecule: messenger RNA, 2473 nt
Organism: Melanaphis sacchari
Lineage: Eukaryota; Metazoa; Arthropoda; Insecta; Hemiptera; Aphididae
Product: glucose dehydrogenase [FAD, quinone]-like
Exons: 3
Coding region: 324-2216 (630 amino acids)
Molecular function (GO): oxidoreductase activity, acting on CH-OH group of donors; flavin adenine dinucleotide binding
Source: RefSeq, a predicted model, not a curated record
AGAAUAUAUCGAGUUUAGUGUAGAAUACAUCUCCGAAGCCUUCGGUUACGGAUGAAAUGACUGCGCCAGAUAAUAAUUAUACUUGGAUCAUCGUCGUAGCUCGACUGGUUUCACUGUUAUACUACAGCACCGGCACUUAAAUCACGACACACGUCCCGUGACCCAUAGCGUGCGCUAAAAUCCGAAUCCGCGUUCGUGAGCGCGUUCUCUCGCGAUUUGCCGACAUUUAAAUCACACUCGCACGGCACUCAUUUUGCGGUCAUUAAAAUAAUAAUUGCACGUCUCGUCUGCACUCGAUACGACGCGCGUUGCCGAUCGUCAUUAUGACUUCUUCCGGCGGAAGUUGCGAGUGCCCGUGGUCCGACUCGUCGUUCCUGUCCGGCUCGUGCGGCAACACCGGUGGUCUGGCGUUUUUCAUGUCGUUGGUUGACCUGGUGAUCCGGUCGCAGUGUUCGGUGACGGACUCGUGUCGCCGGGCCACGGGCCGCCGGCCGUUUCCGGCCGGUCCGGUGUAUCCGGAGGAACUCGACUUCGUGGUGGUCGGCGGCGGUGUGGCCGGUUCCGUGGUAGCGUCCCGGCUGAGCGAGGUGGCCGGUUGGACGGUGGGACUGCUGGAGGCCGGGCCCGAGGAGCCGUCGGCCACGUCGGUGCCAGCGUUCGCGUCCGCCGCGAUGGGCACCGAGCUCGACUGGCGGUACCUGACCGAGCCGCAGAGUAACGCUUGCUUGGCCGCGGGCGGGAUAUGCGUGUGGCCGCGGGGUAAGAUGUUGGGCGGCACCGGGGCUAUGACGGGCAUGAUGUACUCGAGGGGCCACCGAAGCGUGUACGACGGAUGGCGCGAUUCGGGAGCAGUAGGCUGGGGCUACGACGACGUGCUGCCGUACUUCAAGAAGUCCGAGAGGAAUAAAGACGUCGACAUGGUGGAACCCGAGUACCACGGGUUCGACGGUCCUGUGUCCGUGCAGCGGUUCGCACAUCGUCCUGAAAUGGCGGAGUCUAUCGUGCAGGCCGGCGUCGAGCUGGGCUACAGAUCCGGUGACCUUAACGGACACAAUCAAACAGGAUUUUCCGUAGCCCAGGUGAUGGUGGAUGACGGUCUGCGGAUGAGCACUUCACGGGCGUAUUUGCGACCCGCCCACAAAAGACCUAACCUGUUCGUGAAGAUCAACAGCCGCGUGACCGGGUUGGUGUUGAAUAAGCUGAAUAACCGCGUGCAGGGUGUUAAGUACGUGGACCAGUACGGUGAGCACAUGGUGCGCGCCCGAAAGGAAGUGAUCCUGUCGGCGGGCGUUGUUGGUUCCUCACAUCUGCUUCUGGUGUCUGGCAUUGGGCCAGCUGAGGAACUGCUCCGGGCUGGUGUCACUGUUUUCCAGGAUCUGCCGGUCGGUCGGAACCUGCAGCACCACGUGUCCGUCAGCGUCGCUGCUACGGUAAACGCAUCUGAGGAGGCCUACUACCUGACCAUGGACGCGGUGUCCGAGUUCCUGGCCAAGCGCACUGGUCCGCUGGCCAGCACGGGACUCACGCAGACCACGGGAUUUUUGACCACCUCGUACUCGGUGGACGGGGUACCGGACGCACAGGUGUACUUUGAUGGUCUGGCGCCUAACUGCGACAAGAUCCCGAUGGAUCCGGACGGCCCGGCGUACCGGAAGUAUGACGGUGCUAGAGCUUACGUGUGGGCCAGACCGACGUACCUGUUGACGAGGAGUAAGGGCUACAUCGCGUUGCGGACCGGAAACCCUCUGGACGACCCGAUCAUCCAGCCCAAUUACUUCCAGGACCCGCGGGACGUGUUGGCCAUGGUCGAGAGUAUACGUAUCGUGUUGUCGUUGAUGGGCACGCGGGCGCUGAGAAAGUGGGACAUGCAGCCGGACACUACGCCAUACCAGGAAUGCGCGCAGCACACGUACAACUCGGACGCAUACUGGGCGUGCGUGGUGGUCACCGACACGAAGCCCGAGAACCACCAUUCGGGAACUUGCAAGAUGGGACCCAUCGACGACCCGGAAACGGUGGUCGACCCGGAGCUCAGGGUGCUCGGCGUGGCCAACCUGAGGGUGAUGGACGCGUCCGUGUUCCCAACCGGACCCAACUGUAAUCCCAUAGCGCCGGUCAUAAUGGUGGCCGAGAAGGGCUCGGAUAUGGUCAAACGUACUUGGAGAGCAUAUGCGCACGAAAAUAACGUACCGCCAUACAAUAAGUUAAACACGUGAUAAUAAUGUGAUUAUUGUCGAAUUGCGUCGCAGUCGUAGUGAACCUUACCCAUGUGGUCAUGUGUAUUGUAUACGUUAUAAAUAUUAUAUAUUAUAAUAUCAAUUUGCCAUUAUUUAUUGUUUCCACGUUUCUCGGAUGACACUUGUUUUCAGUGUAUCUUUUUGAGUCGAAAAAAAUAUGUAAACAUAGUUCUAGUAAGUAUUUUUAAUAAUUAGGAGGUGUAUACUAUUAGCAUUUAUUAACGUGUUUAACUUUU